UCUCAUAUGACAGCUGAAAAUCACUAUGGAAGCUAAUGGGCAUCCAUCAAUCAGCUGGAAAAUUCAUAAACAAAUGAUUGGAAAGGGGAGAUAUUUUUCCCUUUAACAUAAAUGGAGUUAUUCCCUGUUGUUUUCUGGUAAUAUUCUUAGGUUGUAGCAUGGGCUGGCUUUAUCUGUGGCCGUUGCCUGAAAGCAUAGAUUCUCUUUCUCUAUAUUGCAGAAUGAGGAAACCCCAUUCAACCUGGCUCUGCCAUUUAACGAUGCAUGUAGUUUCUGUAUUGAUUCUCUGCCCUCAUGGAAAGAUAGCUUACUUUUGUUAUCAUCUUUGCCUCUCCCUUUCAAGGAUGCUCUAUGUUUCCUUUCCUUUCCUUUCCUUUUUUUUUUCCCACUUUUUCUUUUGGCGGUGGUUAUGUUUAUUACAUGGGAAAUUUGAUUAAACAAUUUACUCAAAAGGUGUUGCAUGUUCACAUCCUUUAUUCUUCUUUCGGGUAUAAAUUGAGAGGCCACGGAUUAUGUUUUUCUCAUUGAAGUAAGCCAUUAACAUUUCUCAAAUCCUAGUGCAAGUGUGUCCUUGUUAGCUACAUCUGUGUUUUGUUAUUGAGAAGAAUGAGUUAUUCAAAUUCUUCUAUGGGUUCUGGAAGUAGGACGGCUAGGAGAACAAUUGAGUUUGGAAGGACAUAUGUAGUGAGGCCCAAAGGGAAACAUCAGGCUACUAUUGUUUGGCUACAUGGUCUUGGUGAUAACGGUUCAAGUUCAUCACAACUGUUGGAAUCCCUUCCUCUACCGAAUAUUAAAUGGAUCUGUCCUACUGCUCCUACUCGUCCUGUGGCUAUUCUUGGUGGAUUUCCUUGCACUGCAUGGUUUGAUGCUGGGGAUCUUACUGAAGAUGGUCCUGAUGAUGUCGAAGGUUUAGAUGCAUCGGCUGCACAUAUAGCAAACCUGUUAUCAACUGAACCCGCUGAUAUUAAGCUUGGCAUUGGAGGUUUUAGUAUGGGUGCUGCAACUGCUCUCUACUCAGCUACCUGUUUUUCCCAAGGAAAAUAUGGAAAUGGAUAUCCAUAUCAAAUCAAUCUUAAAGCGAUAAUUGGCCUAAGCGGUUGGCUUCCAUGUUCAAGGAGCUUGAGGAGCAAAAUCGAAGGAUCAAAUGAAGCUGCUAGGCGUGCUGCUUCUUUACCUAUUUUACUUUGCCAUGGAAAAUGCGAUGACGUGGUUCCAUACAAGCACGGCGAGAGGUCAACUAACGCACUGACCUCGGCUGGUUUUCGAUAUGUAGGCUUCAAAAUCUAUGAUGGGAUUGGUCACUAUACUGUCCCUAAAGAGAUGGAUGAUGUCUGCAAUUGGCUGAACUCGAGGCUGGUUCUUGAAGGAUCUCGAUUUUGAAUUAUGUGGAAAAGACCGGGGAGAAACAUUAACAUUAUAUGGUGUGAGGCGGCAGCUAUAAUAGUUUUCUUUUGCAUUAUAUCGAGUGAUGCGGCUACUAUCGAUUUUCUUUGAUUUAUUAUACUUUUUUUGGUUCUUAAUGUCCUUGUUGAGAUUUUACCUUCCAUAAAGAAUAAAUUCAUAUUGUAUAUGUACUGUUUUGUGAACUACUGUAUGGGAUUUUGUAUUUGUGAAUGUUUUUUAUCGAAUAAACUAUGGCGUUUUAGUA
Molecule: messenger RNA, 1648 nt
Organism: Impatiens glandulifera
Lineage: Eukaryota; Viridiplantae; Streptophyta; Magnoliopsida; Ericales; Balsaminaceae
Product: acyl-protein thioesterase 2-like
Exons: 9
Coding region: 607-1380 (257 amino acids)
Molecular function (GO): hydrolase activity
Source: RefSeq, a predicted model, not a curated record